Fusarium pseudograminearum CS3096 is the source of this 411-nucleotide messenger RNA. RefSeq lists its product as uncharacterized. The transcript has a single exon. Bases 1 to 411 code for a protein of 136 amino acids. Lineage: Eukaryota; Fungi; Ascomycota; Sordariomycetes; Hypocreales; Nectriaceae. The record is from RefSeq and is a predicted model, not a curated record.
AUGUCCGCGUUGACAUCAAUUCAGUUCACACCAAUCCUACUGAAAGGCGUCUCAGCCGUUUUCCUAUACCAAGGCGGUGACCAUGUCGUCCAAGGCGUCAAGAAAUACCUCUCACCAGAUGAUCGAGCCAAGCUUCCUUCAGACAUCAUCACUCUUAUGGAUUCACAAUACCGCUUCUUAGGAGGAAUGUAUAUGGGUCUUGGUGCAAUUGUUGGCUGGAUAACCUUUGAUAUUUCUGAAAGACAUGUCCCGUUGGCUGUCAUUAUGGGAACAAUAGUGCUGGCUGGCAUUGCAAGGGCUGUGUCAGGUGCGGUAUUCGGCUGGGCUUUUCCAUGGCUGCGAAGAGCUACUAUCGCUGAAAUUGUUGUACCACCUUUGAUAUAUUGGUUUGGUAUUCGAAAGUAUAUUUAA